Molecule: messenger RNA, 1116 nt
Organism: Boeremia exigua
Lineage: Eukaryota; Fungi; Ascomycota; Dothideomycetes; Pleosporales; Didymellaceae
Product: short chain dehydrogenase/reductase
Exons: 2
Coding region: 1-1116 (371 amino acids)
Molecular function (GO): oxidoreductase activity, acting on the CH-OH group of donors, NAD or NADP as acceptor
Source: RefSeq, a predicted model, not a curated record
AUGUCGCCUGUUAUAAAGACAGUCCCCUUCCAACCACCCAAGAGGACCUCACAGCCCAAAGCAGACGCGCCAUGGCACCAGUACCUCACUAUCGACCUGAUAUGGUACGUGCUAGGCUAUACGCUCUUCCACCCGUUUGUGUCGUGGGUCGUCGUGCUGUGUCUGCGCGCGCAGUACACCAAGUAUGAGGCGCCAGAGAUGCGCAUCGCAAUAGCCUGGUCUAUUGCGAUGAGCGCGAUUGGCAUCUUUGGCAUUGUCAGCGACAGGAUAGCAUUUGGCCCGCACAGAGAGGUGGAUUUGAGUGAAGAGGUGAUCGUCAUCACAGGCGGUGUUGAAGGCCUCGGUGGGCUGUUGGCCGAUACUUAUGGAAUGAGGAAUGCCAAUGUUGCUGUGCUGGACCUGAAGACCGUGGACGCGGCCGAAGCAGAGGCAAAGGGCGUGAAAUAUUACCAAUGCGACGUGGGUGAUGCCCAGCAGGUGGAGGCUGCGGCGGCGAAGAUCCUCAAAGAUCUCGGCCCUCCUACGAUUCUGAUCAACAACGCCGGCAUCGUCCACACAAAGUCGAUCCUCGAAUCAACCGCCGCCGAAGUCGAACAAACCUUCCGCGUUAACACCCUCUCACACUUCACGACCCUCCGCGCCUUUCUCCCACACAUGCUCGCCGAAGGCUGCGGCACCGUUGUCACCGUCUCCUCCGUGCUCGGCCACCUGGGCGCCGCGAAUCUCUCCGCAUACUGCGCAUCCAAAGCCGCGCUCCUCGCUCUCCACCACUCGCUGCGAGCCGAGCUCGAGAACACACCCGGCGCGGACCAGAUCAAGACGAUUCUAGUGCAGCCUGGGCAGAUGAGCACGAAGAUGUUCGAGCAUGUGCACGCACCAAGCAAGUUCUUUGGGCCGAUUGUCACACCCGCCGAGAUGGCACAGGGCAUCAUCAAGCUGGUGGACAGGGGCGAGAGCGGAGAAGUUACGCUGCCGCUCUACUCGCGGUACAUUCAGGUUUUGGGAUGCCUGCCGUAUGGGAUACAACACCUUGUCAGGAGGUGGAGUGGCUUGAACACGGCCGUCGAGGUUGGGAGGAGAGGGAAUCAGGUGGAGCAGGUUCAGGAGAAGAAGUAA